Strongylus vulgaris is the source of this 240-nucleotide messenger RNA. NCBI's taxonomy places the organism in Eukaryota, Metazoa, Nematoda, Chromadorea, Rhabditida, Strongylidae. The record is from the annotation of a GenBank genome assembly.
AUGAGACGCCUUAGUGGUGGAUCAACAUGUUCUUCUGAUUGCUCUCAGCCAAGUCCAAGCUCAGUAAGUUCUUUGCCCGAUUCACCUCAUCCAGCUAUGCGAACCACAAGGGAUAUCCAGAUCUUUGAGCGACUGCGUCGUUUUGUACCUUCAAUCAGCUCGGAAAGAAAUGCUUUUAUGAUACUUGUGGAUUAUGUCUCACAAGUGAUGGAAUUGGAGCAGAGGCUUGACGAACCAGAC